CCUCACCUGCUCAAAGUCGGCUUCGUUGCGUUUGUGGCUGGCAAUUGCUGAUUAAUAUUCAUAGUAAGAAAUAUGAAAUGCUUGUUUUGAGCGGUCAUGGAUUUUCCGAGUCGGGAGAUAUUGUGUAGUAUUUGGGGAGCACCUUUGAUUGCGUUUGUCGCGUAAACGUGGUGGGCUCAGAGAACAACAGUUCAGAAUCAACUUUUCCUCACUGCGCCGCUUGGGAUUUUUGGCUCAUCAUUUCAAGAACAUGUUCGCUGGGGUACCAUCCGUGCACUCGUCGGCGCUUGCUGCUAACGAGCAUCGGGAUUCCGUCGUGGACCAUACCUCUUGAGUGCAAUGGAUUACUAACACCUUUUGCAUGAGUGAAUUCCGUAGUAUUUGGAGGAAAAUACUGCAUUCAUGGUGUUUGAACAAGAAAACGAACUUUUACCAACUUUGUAGAUUUGGAUUGUUUUUGCUUAUUUUAUUAUUGUAAUUGGACUUUCUUUGUUUCUGUUCAUUUACUGCUUGGAGUGUUAGAUUUUUUUUCUCGUGGAAAUUUUUAAUAAUAAACAAUGGAGCAUACUGGCAUUGAACAAGUGAAUCAGACGCACCAGCAGCAUGAGCCCAUCAGUUUCGGCAUUGAUCAGAUAUUGAAUAACACAGACCAACAAAGCAGCUGUAUGCUGCCCAGCAGGGCUAAUGAGACGGAUUACCAGUUAGCCACCAACGUUUACGCCAAUGGGUACAACAGCGUCUACAACCCUGCCUGCUCGAUGGGCGCGGGGCUGGCAGGCUCCUACAACGUUAACAUGAACAUGAAUGUCAGUAUGAAUAUGAACGUUAAUGUGAACCCCGGUGCUGCUGGAGGAGUUAUCCGGGUACCAGCUCACAGGCCCAUGCCACCAACUGCUCACCCACCGCCCCCGCCCCAUCCACCGGGAAUAUCGGCUGGCAUGCCCACUGUGCCCUCGGUACCCACCAUGGGUAAUGUGGCCAGCUUUACCUUUCCGUGGAUGGAAAGCAGUAGACGAUUUGCGAAAGACAGGUUGACAGCUGCCCUGUCUCCUUUUUCGGUCACUAGAAGAAUUGGACAUCCCUACCAAAACAGAACACCUCCCAAAAGGAAAAAACCCAGGACAUCUUUUAGCCGCGUUCAGAUUUGUGAGCUGGAAAAACGAUUCCAUCGACAGAAGUACCUUGCAUCUGCAGAACGUGCUACCUUGGCAAAGGCUCUGAAGAUGACUGAUGCACAAGUCAAGACCUGGUUCCAGAACAGGAGGACAAAAUGGCGGAGGCAGACAGCAGAGGAACGGGAAGCAGAAAGGCAGCAGGCCAAUCGACUGAUGUUACAGCUUCAGCAGGAGGCUUUUCAGAAGACAUUAAGUCAGCCUCUUCAACAGGACCCGCUCUGCUUGCACAACUCAUCUUUAUAUGCCUUGCAAAACCUUCAGCCCUGGGCAGAGGACAAUAAAGUGACCUCUGUCUCAUCGGUCGCAUCAGUAGUUUGAAGGAGGAAAAUGAUACACACCUUUCUAUUUGGGUCAAAGCAAACAAAAGAAUAAAGACAGAGAAAACAAACAAUGCUGAAGACUCCAUCACUACACUAUAUACCUUAUCACUAAGAUGUACUCACACUGGAAUACUGAACUCUUAACAUUUACUAGGGCCUAUUUUAAACAUUAGAUGUUAAAAGAACUCAGUGAUUUGACCAUCUUUGCCUCUUUUUAUGACUUAAAAUUGUCUUUUGCAAUUUAGGGCAUGUAAAAAAAACACUGUCAAACAAUGUAAAGCCAACUUACUGUGUGUAAAAAAUUGCAAAACAAAAUCUGGCAGAAGGAUAUCUGCAUUGAACCAUUAGUGAGUAUAUGUCAACACGUCAAAGCCUGCCAUAUCUAAAUUGUCUUUCUUACUAAGCUCAGGCUGCAUUCUCUUGAAUCUUCCGAUUGUGGUCGGAAUGGCAGAUAUAAUGACAAACCCUUCUUUAAAAGCUGAGACAAUGAAGAAUACCAAAGUUCAAUGUUUUUCACCCUGCAAUACCACAUUAUGUCCAAGUUUCAGAUUUUGCCAUUUCAAAAACAUUCAUAAUGUAACAUUGGUAAAAUAAAAUGAAACAAAAUAACAUUAGCAAGCCCUCCUACAAAUCACGUUUCUUAGUGUGACCAUUCUUUUCUAUAUUCUGAUAAUUUUAUUAGAAAUAUGCAAUUUUUUUUAUAUGCAGUCAUUGUGCACUUUUAUUAAGGGCAGUUGAGAUGUUCCAAUGAAAAUAAGAUUAUACUGUGUUGUAUUUAGCUGGGUAAAUAUACAUCUACAAUACACAUAUAAGUAUAAUACAUACAUUUAUAGCAUCCUGUGACCAUGAAUUAGAAUAAACAGAUUUGAGAAUGUGAUGUUAUAUUAAAUUAGCUAUAAAUAGUUAAAUAGUCAAAUAUACUGUGUAUAUAUAUAUAUAUAUAUAUAUAUAUAUAUACCAAUUAUAAAAACAAGGUUUAAUGUAAAUUCCAAUUACAGGGGAUGAGGAACCAUCAUGUAUACAUUCGAUACAAGACAGAAGACAACCAUUCCCACAACUACACCCUCUCAUCCAGAGCCAAUACAGAGUCACAAAUUGACCUUGCAUGUUCAAAACUAUCUAAUUAUUACAUCACAUUUUAAGCCACCUGGCAUAAGGAGACCACAGAUUAACACUGUAUAUUAUCUUAAUGUAUAAUGUCUCUAUUUUAAUUCCUUCCACAAAUUAAAAGGAGUAAACAAGCAAACUUAACACAAGACUGCAAGGACUUGCUUCACUCAUUUAAAUCUAUGAGGUUAGUGCAAGCGCCUGCCUACUUAAACUGUUACUAGUGAGUCCCAGAUAAAAGAACACAAUGCUGUGAAAGCAAAAUCCAAAACAAAACAUAUUAUAACCAGUGAUCAUACAAUAACAACCAUUCCCAAAAGAUGGAUAAUCAAUGUGUAAACUGCACAAGUAAAUAUAGUCAAUUUGUAGGAAAACAUCAUGAAAGUGAUGCCAGAAUAUCCAAAGAAGAUAAAAAGUUGGAUGAUUCCUUUGAAUACAAAAGCUAAUUUUGUACAGGUGAAUAGGCAACAUAGUGUCACAUGCCAGUACUUGCUUGUCACACAAUAUUUCUGUGCAGUGUUUAUACCAAUGAGUGCACAAAGGUUCAACAGUUAUGAAAAUACAGAUACAAUAAGUAAUUGUGAGGCAGACAAAUGGUAGGAAAAUUAUUUUGAGUUAUGAUACAAAGAGCAAAAUAUCACUCAAAUGCCCCCUGGUGCUAUCUAUCUAUCUAUCUAUCUAUCUAUCUAUCUAUCUAUCUAUCUAUCUAUCUAUCUAUCUAUCUAUCUAUCUAGAUGUAAAUCUGAAGUGCCCAGAUUUGAAUCAAAUACAACAAACACAGAGAAAGGUACACACAGAUAUCUGACUUAAUUCAUGGAUACAUACAUAUGCAUCAUCAUUUACAAUGCAACUGCUGUGCACAGAGUAAACCACACAUCCCUGAAUAUCGACUCAGACAUACAGAGAGAUUUCCUAUAAAAAAUGUCUAUACUAUAUAAUACCUAUACAUAACAAGCUGUGUUUUAUAAAUGAAAAUGUAAAUAUUAUUUAUAAUAUAUAUGUAACAGUAAAUAAAAGUCAAUGACAAGGGGUAUUCUUUCACAUUAAAUACCACCUGUGUCCCCAUUUUAAAAUAAAAGGUGAGUUGAUACAAAGAAAGAACAAUUGGCAUUAUACUAUUUACUAAGGUUAGUACCAUGUUAGACCUCUGUCUAUAUUAUAUUUCUGCUAAUUAAAAUUCCUAAUUCUUGGUGGAAAAUUUCAUUGCUUUAGUCUUCAUGACUAAUUAUCAUUCAUCCAUUUUCAGUGUUGUCGUUUCUAAUUACAGCAUCAUACUGAGCAGAGCCAAACCUGGCAGGACUGAGCAAUAGGCAGGAAUCAACCCUGUUGGCAGUUCAUAUUGUGAACCCAAGUUCAUGCUAAUUUUUAACUGGGUACACAAAUGGCAGAUUAAGUGGUUUGCUGAAUUUAAACAGACAUAGCUUGAGUGAGCAUGGGCAUGUGAAUGAGUUUUCCAUGAAAUGAGAUGCUAUUUCAUCCAGGGUUGUUUCCUGCCCUGUCCUUGAUGCUCCAGAGAUAGACUUUUGUCACUUGCAGCUUACAUAUUGUAUUAAACUGUUACAGAGAAUGGAUGGAUAACUAUUUAAGGUAUGUGCAGUAUAUUUAUGAAUGGGUAGGUG
Messenger RNA from Polypterus senegalus (gray bichir), 4221 nucleotides. RefSeq names its product T cell leukemia homeobox 2 (gene tlx2). Lineage: Eukaryota; Metazoa; Chordata; Cladistia; Polypteriformes; Polypteridae. The record is from RefSeq and is a predicted model, not a curated record. Gene Ontology annotation, cellular component: nucleus. The coding region runs from base 558 to 1493 and encodes 311 amino acids. Gene Ontology annotation, molecular function: DNA-binding transcription factor activity, RNA polymerase II-specific; RNA polymerase II cis-regulatory region sequence-specific DNA binding. Gene Ontology annotation, biological process: animal organ development; regulation of transcription by RNA polymerase II. The transcript is spliced from 3 exons.